Meloidogyne enterolobii is the source of this 624-nucleotide messenger RNA. NCBI's taxonomy places the organism in Eukaryota, Metazoa, Nematoda, Chromadorea, Rhabditida, Meloidogynidae. The record is from the annotation of a GenBank genome assembly.
AUGGUUCAAUUACCUUUAAAUAUUAUAGCAACGGGAAAUGAUUUUAUUGGAGAUAAUUUAAAUAAUAAUUCCUUAAAGCUUAUUUCUUCACAAAAAUUUUUAUUGGCAGAUAUUCUUAAAGCCUCAGCUUUAUUCCUUUUGGUGCUGUGGACAAUUUUAGCAAACUUUCUAGUUUUUAUUGUGCUUUAUAAAAAUCCACGUCUUCAAACAGUUCCAAACCUUUUGGUUGGAAAUUUAGCCUUAUCUGAUUUUUGCUUGGCGCUGAUUGUACUUCCUUUAUCGAGUGUUUAUGCUUGUGCUGGCGAAUGGCUCUUCAAUGAUACUCUUUGUCAAAUUUUUGUAUCUGCUGAUAUUCUCUGCUCUACAGCUUCAAUCUGGAAUCUUUCUAUUGUCGGGCUCGAUAGAUAUUGGGCAAUAACUUCUCCAGUUGCUUACCUAAAUAAACGAAACAAAAAAACAGCCUGUAUAAUGAUUGUUACUGUUUGGUCAUUCUCUGCAUUGAUAAGUUUAGCCCCUCUACUCGGCUGGAAACAAGUUGCUGAGCAUGGAAAUUUAGUGGAAUUGAAUGGAACUUGGCAAUGUGAGAGAAGAAAAUACCUCUAUUCCUUUUUUCUUUACCUUUAA